ACAUGGAAUGGCAUACGAAAAUGAUCACUUAAAGCCCAUUAGCAAGAAAUUACGUUCGGAUAAAUUAACACCUAAUUUGCAUUCUUAACUGCAUCCAAAAGGCAAGCUCAUCGUACAACAAUUGCACUUCCACCUGGUACGAGAGCGCAUUGAUUCGUGGUUCGUGACGUUGUCAAUCCAUCUCGGUUUCCUCCGAGCUUUACAGCAAACCGAACCGAUUAUGUCGGUGAAAACCAGUGUGUGUGUGUCCGACAGCCGGCGAAAGGUAUCCUCCACUACGUGUACACUCUCGUACGCUUAAUGCGAAAGUUUUUGCUUCACGACAGUGACGCCACAGAGCCACGAUCAACGCUCACAAUCGCGUUACCGAGUGCGCACCGCGGUGACGACACAGUCUUACACCGACGGGGAGGGUAAAUACGACCGUGGACACUCUUCGUAAAGCGGCUCGCCAACGGACAGAAGUAAAAGCAACCGCGAAUUGACCCUUACGAGCAUUCUUGACGCGUACCAACACGCGAAUCGCGCUACACGCUUCCCGGCAACGACGGCGUUACCUUUUUUCUGCAGAAUCUCUCGCAUCAGUUCGCAACGAGACUCCGUGCGAAGACGAACGCAACUCGCUAGGAGCACAAAUCACUUUACCGACGACGAUGGCUGUCGAUCAGAAGCUGGAGGAGCUGAUGGGAUUGCUUGGUGACUUUGGCCGGUACCAAGCAUUCCAAUUUGUGCUCCACCUUCUUGCCGCCGUGACCGCUGGUCUGCACAUGCUAUCACUCGUGACAGUUGCUGCAGUACCGGAGCAUCGUUGUUUCGUAGACGCACUAGAUUCGGCAUCCGCCACUGCCAAUGGAUCGACCCUGCCCAGCUUCAGUCAGUUGACAAGCUAUAUACCUCUCAACGCAAAUGGAGAGCUAGAGUCUUGCCUGAUGUAUGAUCCACUAACGUCGGACAACGGUACGACCAUUUCAUGUAGUUCGUACGUGUACAACAACACUUACUACCAAUCAUCGCGAACUAUCGAAUGGAAUCUGGUAUGUGAUAAGCGUUGGAUGGGUGCCCUCGGACAAACGAUCUACAUGCUCGGCGUUUUCACCGGUGCCGUAUGGUUGGGCGGAUUGGCCGAUAAGAUUGGUCGCAAGAAAGUGUUCUGCUGGUCGGCACUAAUGCAACUGAUACUCGGAGUGGCCGUCGCCUUCACGCCCGAGUAUAUCUCGUUCCUGGUGUUGCGUUACCUGUACGGAAUAUUUGGCAGUGCCGGAAGCUACAUUACCGGAUUCGUCCUGACGAUGGAACUGGUGGGACCGAGCAAACGAACACCUUGCGGUAUCUCCUUCCAGGGUGCAUUUGCCGGUGGUAUUAUGCUGGUAGCAGCUUGGGGUGCAUUAAUUCCUGACCGAAUGAUCCUGCAGAUCGUGUAUGGUUUACAUGGCUUACUGCUGGUAGCACACUGGUGGAUCAUGGACGAGUCGCCCCGCUGGCUGUGGAUGCAGGGUCGUAAACGGGAAGCGGUGAACAUUGUAGAUCGUGCUGUACGUAUGAAUGGCCGAGGUAUGAAUGUCGACAAGGACUACUACCUCGCGGAGGACAAAACCACAUACACCGAGGAGGCGGGAGCUACAUCAGCAGGUCUCGGUGAUCUGUUCAAAACACCCAACCUUCGCAAGAUGACCUUGAACGUAUGUCUCUGCUGGUUUGCAAACUCGAUCACAUAUUAUGGUCUCUCGUUAAGCGCCGGCAAAUUGAGUGGAAAUCCAUUCCUUAUUCUGUUCCUGAUGGGUUUGGUAGAGUUCCCUAGCUACAUCUCAAUCAGCUACUUGCUCGACAAGCUCGGUCGGCGUUCGAUCACCAGCUCGCUUAUGAUUGUCGGUGGUAUUUGCUGCAUUGUAGCUGCUUAUUUAACACGCGGAAGCACCGAAUCAACGUCGAUAGUUAUGUUCGGAAAGCUGUUUAUUGCUGGUUCGUUUGCCGUCAUCUACAACUACUCUGCCGAGCUAUUCCCGACCGUCGUUCGGAACUCUGCCAUGGGUCUUGGAUCUAUGUGCGCUCGUUUGGCCGGCGCACUUACACCCAUGAUCACGCUGCUCGAUUCUUUCGAUCCCAAGAUCCCAGCCGUAAUCUUUGGAGUGAUAUCGUUGAUUUCCGGUACAUGGGUACUAUUUCUUCCUGAAACCAUGGGCAAACCGAUGCCACAAAGCUUAAUGGAUGGGGAAAACUUUGGCCGUGGAGAUACGGCUUUUUCAAGUUGCAUGGGACGCAAUAAAACGCAUACGGAAGACUUUCCACCUCCCCAGCAGAUGGUUUCACUCAGGAAAAACAGUCGGUAAAAUAUACACCUGUUGUAUAGUUUUGAACUAAUAGAAGUGUAGCGAUUGGUUUAGUUAUGUAAGAAACAGAUGGACCUGAAAUACAUUGUGCGAUGGUCACUAAAGAUA
Molecule: messenger RNA, 2435 nt
Organism: Anopheles funestus (African malaria mosquito)
Lineage: Eukaryota; Metazoa; Arthropoda; Insecta; Diptera; Culicidae
Product: organic cation transporter protein
Exons: 2
Coding region: 654-2327 (557 amino acids)
Biological process (GO): transmembrane transport
Cellular component (GO): membrane
Molecular function (GO): transmembrane transporter activity
Source: RefSeq, a predicted model, not a curated record